This is a messenger RNA of Schistocerca gregaria, 1664 nucleotides long. RefSeq lists its product as uncharacterized. The record is from RefSeq and is a predicted model, not a curated record. Bases 94 to 1647 code for a protein of 517 amino acids. The transcript is spliced from 3 exons. Gene Ontology annotation, molecular function: snoRNA binding. Gene Ontology annotation, cellular component: box C/D methylation guide snoRNP complex; small-subunit processome. Lineage: Eukaryota; Metazoa; Arthropoda; Insecta; Orthoptera; Acrididae.
CACACUCUAUCGCACUCUCUUUUUCUGGCCUUCCCACGCCUCCCGGUUCAGCCUCACCCACGUGACCCUAUCUAGCACGCAAAAAAAAAAGAGAUGGCAAAAUAUGUUCUGUUCGAAGGAGCUCCCGGAUAUGCCCUGUUUGAGCGCAUCAGUGGAGGAGAACAAAUCGACCAGCAAAACUUCAAACUUCAAGGACAAUUUCUGGAUUUCAAGAGGUUCUGUAAAAUUGUCCAACUCCGGGCUUUCUGUCCGUUUUCCUCGGCGGAAAAUGCGCUAGAAAAUAUCAUCGACUUGUCAGAAGGUAUGCUGACUACAACGCUGAAAGAGUUUCUGGAACUUAAUGUGCCAAAAGACGGCGAGGCAGUAUUGGGCGUAGCCGAGGACAAACUCGCUGUUUCAAUUAGAGAUGACUUAAACUUCAAAGUCGAACGAUCCCAGACUGUAAAUGAACUAAUUCGAGGAAUACGUUACCAUUUCGGUACCUUUCUAAAGCAAAUGUCUGGCGAAUCAUUUCAAUUGGAAAACAUCCUUAUCGCCCAACGAGGAUUGGCUCAUGCCUAUUCACGAUCAAAAGUAAAAUUCAAUAUCAACAAGGCCGAUAAUAUGAUCAUCCAGAGUAUAUGCUUGCUUGAUCACUUAGAUAAAGACGUAAACACAUUCAGCAUGAGGCUUCGAGAAUGUUAUUCCCGCCAUUUCCCAGAACUUUCUAGACUUGUUCCAGACCACCUGACUUAUGCCAACUGCGUUCAUUUACUCGGUCCCCGAUCUCAAAUCGGACCAGAUACGCUUCCUGAACUCUCUAAACUUCUAGAAAGCUCUGAAAAGGCACAGCAAGUACUUGAUGCCGCUAAACUCUCUAUGGGUGUCGAUCUGUCCGAGAUCGAUCUACGUAGCAUCGAACAGUUCUCCAAGCGCGUCGUUCGACUAGCCGAACACCGCUUUCUCAUACAAAAAUAUCUCCACAGCCGAAUGAACGAAGUUGCCCCCAACCUUUCCGCGCUCAUUGGUGAAGUAGUUGGCGCUCGUCUCAUCAAUCACGCCGGAUCUCUCACUAAUCUGUCAAAAUAUCCAGCCUCCACCGUCCAAAUACUCGGCGCCGAAAAGGCGCUCUUCCGUGCCUUAAAAAGUCGCGGCAACACCCCUAAAUACGGACAUAUCUUCAAUUCCACCUUCAUCAGCAAGGCAAAACUCAAAGACAAAGGACGCAUCUCUAGAUACCUAGCUAACAAAUGCUCUAUCGCAUCCAGAUUAGACGCAUUUGGUGAUUUCACCACCUCUGUAUUUGGCACCUUCAUGAAACAACAAGUCGAAGAUCGACUUCAUUUUUAUGAAACUGGGCAAGCUCCUAAAAAAAAUAUCGACGUCAUGAAAGAGGCCAUCCGUCAUCUCCAGCCUUCCACCACCACUCAAAAACGCUCCCCUCUUCCCCUCUCCUCUCCAUCUCCGUCUCAUAAAAAACGAAAAACGCUAUCUUCCUCUGAUGAACCCCAUGAAAAAAAAGAUUCCAAAAAAGAUUCCAAAAAAGAUCGCAAAAAAGAUUCCAAAAAAGAUUCCAAAAAAGACUCUAAAAAAGACCCCCACAAAGAUAAGGAUACUCAUGAAAAAAAAGACAAAGAACAUAAAACCAAAAAGCAUAAAAAAACCUAGUCUUCAUCUGACAUCCU